AUGGUCUCCUCAAUUGAUGUGAAAGCAUUGAACAUCUUCAUCAACCAGCCUGUGUCGCAGAAUAUGAUCCACAAGUUGGUGGUGACCACUUUGCAGGUUCUCCCAUGUCUGGAGGACAAGGAUGGCAGAACCGCCCACAACGGGAAACCAUUGCCUUCUCUCAUGACUUUCAUCAAUAAGUUGGUCAGGUACACUAACGUCUACACUGGCACCUUGAUGACCACCUUGGUCUACUUGGACAGAUUGAAGCACAAGCUCCCCAAGAACGCUCAGGGCUUACCUUGCACCAGACACAGGAUCUUCUUGAGCUGCCUCAUCUUGGCCUCCAAGUUCCACAACGACUGCUCUCCAAAAAACAUCCAUUGGGCCAACUACACCGAUGGCCUUUUUAGCUUGAAGGAUGUCAACCUUAUGGAAAGACAGUUGCUCUACCUUUUGAAUUGGGGCAUUCGUGUCUCCAAUGAGGAGAUGUGUGCUCAAUUGGCUUCGUUCUUGCUGCCAAUCAAGGAGGACUUGAUCAAGCUGUCGAAGAUGAGAAAGUACUUGGCCAAACAGCAGGCUGCCGCGGCUAGUGCUUCAACAACGGCUACUUCCACCAAGAACUGCUCCAGAACUUCUCUGUUGUCGCCAUCGCCUACGAUCUCGCGCUCUUCUUCCGCUGCGUCUCAGUUAUCUUUGCAUAACCCUCAUCAUUCUCGCCAAGCAUCCACAAAUUCUGUCAUGUCACACUACAGACAAGACUCAUGCAGCUCUUUGGAACUGCUCAGUCCUGUUAUGCCUGUCGACAAAGUCAGGGGCUACAAUGACAGGAACGCUUACGAGGUCGAUCCUCGCAUAGAAAUGAUGGCUAGAAACGAGGAGCAAGAAUUGUCUAGAAUGAUUUCUCAGAUUUACAAGCAGGGAGCUUAA
Molecule: messenger RNA, 909 nt
Organism: Candidozyma auris
Lineage: Eukaryota; Fungi; Ascomycota; Pichiomycetes; Serinales; Metschnikowiaceae
Gene: PCL1
Product: Pcl1p
Exons: 1
Coding region: 1-909 (302 amino acids)
Biological process (GO): regulation of cyclin-dependent protein serine/threonine kinase activity
Cellular component (GO): nucleus; cyclin-dependent protein kinase holoenzyme complex
Molecular function (GO): cyclin-dependent protein serine/threonine kinase regulator activity; protein kinase binding
Source: RefSeq, a predicted model, not a curated record